Molecule: messenger RNA, 2361 nt
Organism: Glarea lozoyensis ATCC 20868
Lineage: Eukaryota; Fungi; Ascomycota; Leotiomycetes; Helotiales; Helotiaceae
Exons: 2
Coding region: 1-2361 (786 amino acids)
Source: RefSeq, a predicted model, not a curated record
AUGGCGCAUUUCUACGACUCGGACGAACAGCGAGAUACUGCUGGUCUUCCCAUCAUUCUCGAGCCGGAUGACGCUUCAAUUACAUCCCCAACUCGCGGGAGAAUACACGACGACCCGUUCCACGACAACCACAGGAUGGCCUCUCCAUCGAGGGUGUCGCCCGCAAAGGACCUCCAGGUCCCCACGCACCCAAUUCCCUCGAUGCAGGAAGCCUUUGCAGAAUCGAUGUUCGAGGUUGCAAGUGGAGUCACUUCUCCCAAAUUCGAAAAGGUGAAAGACGCCGCCGCCAGGAGGAAACAGUUGCUGGAUCAAGAUAUUGAUGAGGAUACCUAUCCAGGCAGAUGGAAGAGGACACCGAGCCAGCAAUACCACGAGCUAUGGAAGUUGAUGGCACAGAUCUCUUUCGGAAUAUAUCUGCUUCUGCAUGGAAUUGCCAAAGACGAGGACCAGGUCAUGAAUAUUUUGCAGGGCCAUGUGGACGAGGUCGACGAGUUUUUGGAAGCGACGAUGGAGGAUUUCGAUCUGGCUCAAGAGGAUAUCGACGAGCGAUUAAAGUUCUUGAAGCUGCCACUGGAGAAUAUUGGUAUCUUCGACGCAAUGCUGGAGGAUCGGAACUUUCGCUAUCAGAUUGUGAAUGGGAACGAAAGGAUUGAGCAUGUCAUCACACGUACUGCUGCCGCAAUGAACGAUGCUUUAAAGGACGUCCAACAAGGUAUGGACGCAUGCAAGGAAUUUACAAUAUAUUUGGCUAGGGAACAUGACGGUGCGCUUUGGAAGAAGGAGAGGUCUGAUAUGCAGAAGGUCUUCGACGCGAUGAAGGGUAACGUCGAAGGAUGGUACAAGGCGUAUGUGUCACUGCAGACAAAAGGUAAUCACCUGGCUGCUGCAUUGGUGCAACUUGGAACCAUUGUUGCGGAAAUGGACAGGAGGGCGGGGGAAGUCAGUAGGAAACAGAGAUUUAGUACUGCCGGUGCUCCCUCACCCCCGCAUUCUCCCCAAGGCCCCUCUGGUCGACUGUCUCAGCACCCCAGCCCAGCAACGACGGUAAUCGAUCAUUCUCGAGGACCGAAUUCUCCACCAUUCUCUGCCGAGCGCCAUUCGAGAGGUCCUUCCCAAGAGAUGAGACUGUCAAUGGCUAGAGAACUUCCUACAGACCCGAGCCCGAUCACGCCAGCGAUUCGAGCUACCCUGCCAGCUUUCCAGAUGGUUAACGAACGCGAGCGAACACCUGAGGAUGAGGAGGAUGACUAUCCAGCAGAGUUGGAAGCAGUGGUGGAAGCUGAACCAGAACCCGAUUUCAUACUGAAGCCUCACACAUAUAGCCCUUCUCCGUCACCGAGACCUCCGGGAACACCAAAACUACCGUCCCCUUCAUUACAACAACCUCCAUUAUCACAGCCGCCACUCCAAGAACCUCCACCACCCCAAAUAAAGCCGAGGUCAUCAUUGCGCCAACGGUUCUCCCUAAAGCGGAAAGAAACUCCAAUUGAAGCUACCCCGAAUCCUCCUCCAGAGAUUGCACCAGACAAUUACUGGGGGCCCAGACAACGAGUCAAGUCUGUGUCUAAACCCCCUCCUCAAGAGCUAGAAGCACCGGUAACUACCCCACCAUCACGAGGUCUCGACUCUGCGUACUGUUCUGAUUACGAGAAGCCACUCCAGAUAACCAUUCCACAAUCUGGAUCGCUACCUAAUUUCAAUGCUCAAUUCUCGCAGCCACUUUCCGCAUCUACACCAAAGUCGAACCGGUUUAAUCAAGCUCCUCAGUCUACGACAUUAUCACCCCCUAUAUCUACUACUCAUUUCUCAUCUUCACGUCAGUCGCCCCGACAAUCGCCACGAGUUCAAAGCCGCGAAGUUGAAGCGCCACCGCCAUCAAUAAUAACCCGAGAUUUCGUUCCAUCCCCACGAUCUGACCGGCAGUUCUUCCGACCUGUAAAUGCCUCACCACAUUCGCCCUUACAAAGGCCGUGGACUGCGGCUCCUAGUAAUAUAAUGCAUAUCCACAGCAACUCCUCAUCCUCGAACCUAAGAUAUGGUCAUACACACACUCCUUCCCAGUUAGGAAAUCGGAACGGUGCUCCUAGUGCGAUGGGUAUGAGCAUGAUGAGCGACAUGACGACGGUCACGGAAGGUGGCCAAAAAGUCAAAAAGAAGCGUAGCGCUUUCGGCUGGCUAAAGAAAGCCUUUAGCCUGAGCGAGGAGGAAAGAAUGGCUUUCGAGCAACGGCGACGUAUGACGGACGAUGAUUAUCGAGCUGGAUAUCACGAGAAGAAUACACAACAAAGAUGGGUUGAUGGCAAAAGAGUGGAAGGCAGAAAAACUGAUAGCCAAAGAGUUGAAGGCAGAAGGGUUCGGUAA